AUGGGUAAUUGUGUGACAAACAGAACAAAAAUAUAAACUAAUCUUGAGAAACCCUAAAAGUUGUUUAUUCAUUAAGCUUUUAUAAGACAAACACUAACAAAUCCAGAGUAUAGUUUAUUAUGAAAAUUGUUAGAUCUCGUAAAUAGCUGUUGUUAUUUGAAGACAAUUUCAUUGAAAUGUUUGAUGAAAGUCCUAUUUUAGGUUAAAGUAUGUAUUGGUUUUUAUUGGGUUUAUAAAAUAAUGAAUAAAAGGGAAUUGAAUAUGAAACAAUGCUCUAAAUAUCUGAAGUCUUUAUAUUGGGAAAAUCAGAAAAUGAAAUUUUAAGAUUACCAAAUAGAGUUUCUUUAAUUGUAUUAAUUGUAUCAUAAUUUGGUAAUUUAAAUAUUAAAGAUGCAAUUAAAUAAUUUGCAUCCUUAGAAAUAACUUAUUUAUAGACAGCAAAAUGUAUGCAAGUGUUUGUUAAUAUGAUGUUAAGAAAGUAGAAUCCUAAUGAAUAACCUAUCAAAGCAUUUGUAGAUGCAAUUUUCUAGAAAGUUAAUGGCAAUGUUCCAAUCUUGCAGUUAAUUAAAUUUUUUGAUAAUUAUAUGACACAGUUAGAAGAAAUUGUUGAAGAUUAUUAUUAUAAUAAAUUUUUAGGAGAAUAGAAAUUAUUUCGUAAUCCUUAAUUAUAACAUCCAUCUCAUAUAUUAAAUUAAGAAUGGAUAGCAUUUAUGUAUUUGAGUUUCAUGAACAAAGAUAGUAAUAAAUUAGAACUUCUAUACUCUACUAAUGUUCAUGAUAGAAAUUUUGAAUUAUUAUCUCAUCUUCUUAUUGAAUGUUAAACAAGUGUAUUAUUCUUAAUUUAGUGUGAAGAAGGUAAUAGAAAAUAUGUUUUUGGAUCAUAUACAAAUUUUGAAUGGAAAGAUGAUGCUUAACCUAAUGGAAGUAAAGAAGAUUGUGUUUUUUAAAUGAUCCCUUAAUUUAAAGUUUACAAAACUAAAAAUGAUAAAUUCACUAGAUCUUAAUGUACCUAUUUAAAUACAAAGAAUUAAGAAUUAAAAUUAGGUAUUGGAUUUGGAGGUGAAUUAGCAAAGGAAUUUAGAAUUUUUUUAAAUUAAGAUCUACUUACUGUUUAAUGCAAAACUCACGAUAAAACUUAUGAACCUGGUGAAUUAAUGCUUUUAAAAUAAGCUAAAGUAUCUAUUUUAGAAGUUUGGACUAUUUAAUAGAUUUAAGGUACUACCUAAUUUAAAGAUCUGAUAUAUUAAAAGAUAGAUGAAUAGAUUGAAUUAGAAGAAUUCGAAAAUCCACUUGUUCAUUUAGAUGAAGAUAUAAGUUCCUAUAGAUCUGGUGAUCAUCCAUCACUUAAUGAUUCUAUUAAUUAAUUCAAGUAAAAAGAUUCAUGUGAUUGGGAAGGAGAGAGUUAGAAUGGAUUUGAAGAAGAAAUUAUAAUUAGAGGAGAUGGAUUUGAAGAAGUUAAGAAAAAUGAAUAAGGUUUUGAAGUAAUACCUUUAGAUGAAACAAGUGUAAAUAAAUUGGAGUAUAUUUAAUAUAGAUUAAUAAAAAAAGUACGAAUAUCCAAAAUCCAGAAAAAUUACCAUAAUAACCAUUAUAAAAUGAAGAUAAUUAAUUUGAAGAGGUUUUGAUCAAAACAUCUGAAUCUAUGGAUUCUUCUGCACUUUAAAUGGUUUAUAAUGUUGUUUCAGGAACCUUUGGACAAGUUGAAUCAGAUGAUAAGUAAGUUUAUUAUAAAUAAAAAGUUGGAAUGGGGAUAAUUCAGAUUGGAAAGGAAAUCGAUCCACUACUGCAAAACAAAGUCGAGUUCAAUUAAGUAAGGAUUUGGCUACAAUCACUGAGGAUCUUAAAGAAUCAACCAAUACAUAAAAUUGA
This is a messenger RNA of Paramecium pentaurelia, 1869 nucleotides long. The record is from the annotation of a GenBank genome assembly. Lineage: Eukaryota; Ciliophora; Oligohymenophorea; Peniculida; Parameciidae.